Messenger RNA from Callorhinchus milii (elephant shark), 6947 nucleotides. It is a transcript of the gene dennd4c, whose product is annotated as DENN/MADD domain containing 4C. Lineage: Eukaryota; Metazoa; Chordata; Chondrichthyes; Chimaeriformes; Callorhinchidae. The coding region runs from base 96 to 5945 and encodes 1949 amino acids. Gene Ontology annotation, cellular component: cytoplasmic vesicle; ESCRT I complex. The transcript is spliced from 34 exons. Gene Ontology annotation, molecular function: protein binding. Gene Ontology annotation, biological process: regulation of Rab protein signal transduction. The record is from RefSeq and is a predicted model, not a curated record.
AGAGAGAGACCCCCGGCCCCGGCACAGAGAGAGAGAGACCCCCUCACACACUUCAUAUCCGUGCAGUGGAGGAGCCGCCGCCGGAAUAAUCAACCAUGAUAGAAGAUAAAGGCCCAAGAGUGAGCGACUACUUUGUAGAGGCAGGGCUUACGGACACGUCUACACCUUUGGAGCAGGAAAUUAACAUUUCAGAGACUAAAUCAACAGGACCAAAAGCACCCAUAACAGAUCUUGCUGUCAUUAUCACAUCAGCAGGAGAAAAUAUUCCUGAAGGUUACACUUGUAUUGAAAGCACACCUACGGGACUUCAAGCAAACUUGAAUCAUGGCAGUUUAAAAAGUCCAGAGAUGUACCUUUGUUACAAGAGGGGUCGGAACAAACCACCUCUAAUUGAUAUUGGGAUAUUGUAUGAGGGGAAGGAGCGAAUAAUUCAAGGCUGCGAAAUCCUGGACACUACUCCUUUUGGCCGUUGCGCCAAUGUUAACAACAGUUCAGCCACCUCUCAGAAAAUCUUUAUUACUCAUCGAAGGGCUGCAUCGAACAGACCUCAGAAUUCUUUGGCUGUGACUGAUAUCUGCAUUAUUGUUACCAGUAAAGGAGAGACACCACCCCAUACAUUCUGCAAAGUAGAUAAGAAUAUUAACUGUGGCAUGUGGGGUUCCAGUGUGUAUCUUUGUUACAAGAAGUCUGUUCCUGCUUCUAAUUCAAUAGCAUAUAAAGCUGGGUUGAUCUGCAGAUAUCCGGAAGAAGACUAUGAAUCAUUCCCAUUGCCUGAAUCAGUACCGCUCUUCUGUCUUCCCAUGGGAGCUACUAUUGAAUGCUGGGCUCCCAAAACCAAAUACCCAUUGCCAGUUUUUUCGACCUUUGUUUUGACUGCUUCAUCAGCAGAAAAGGUGUAUGGUGCCGCUAUCCAGUUUUAUGAGUCUUACCCGAUGGAGUUGCUGACUGAGAAACAGCUCAUGCAGCUUGGCCUUAUCACUGCUGUGGACAAGAAAUUAAUCACAUCCAAGACUGUACACACCAAUAAAUGCAUUUGCCUCCUCUCACGCUGGCCUUUUUAUGAGGCCUUCCGCAAAUUUCUGAUGUUCCUGUACAAGUUGUCUGUCUCUGGACCUCAUCAUCUGCCUAUUGAAAAGCACAUAUCCCACUUCAUGCAUAAUGUUCCCUUCCCAUCACCUCAGAGGCCAAGAAUCUUGGUUCAGCUAUCAGCACUUGAUCAGCUUAUCCUAUCUCAACCAGUUUCAACACCCUUACCACUCAGUGGAGCUAACUUUAGCACCUUGCUAAUGAACUUGGGAUCUGAAAACUGUGCGAUUCUCCUCUAUUUUGUCUUGAUGGAAAACAAGAUUCUGCUGCACUCUCUCAGGCCUGCUGUGCUGACUGGUGUGACUGAGGCUGUUGUAACUAUGAUCUUUCCAUUCCACUGGCAGUGUCCGUAUAUCCCACUCUGUCCACUUUCACUAGCUGGAGUCCUCAGUGCACCAUGUCCGUUUAUUGUAGGUGUUGAUUCACGAUAUUUUGAUCUUUAUGACCCACCACAGGAUGUUGUUUGUGUGGACCUGGAUACAAAUACAAUUUAUUUAUCUGAUGACCGGAAGAAUUUAAACUGGAAGCAGCUUCCGAAGAAACCUGGGAAGAAUCUCUUUGGUUCCUUAACAAACUUACAAACUCAGCUUUCAUUAGUUCACAGAAGAGCACAGGAGGGAUCUGCUGUGGAAAUGACACCCAUAGAGGCUGAUUUUACCUGGCAAAAAAAGAUGACUGCAGUUGAGAUGGAAAUUCAGGAAGCCUUUUUGCGUUUUAUGGCAUCUAUAUUAAAAGGAUACAGAACAUACCUCAAACCAAUUACACAGGCUCCUUCAGAAAAAGCCACUUCAGCAGGUUCACUGUUUGAUCUACAAGGCUUCUUGAAAACUCGUGAUCGGGCACAUCAAAAGUUCUACAUUCAGCUGACAAAAACACAGAUGUUCAUUCGUUUCAUUGAGGAGUGUUCAUUUGUGAGUGACAAAGAUACCAGCCUAGCCUUUUUUGAUGACUGUGUAGAUAAGCUUUUUCACUCUGACAAAGAAAAGGGAUCAAAGGUUGAUGCUGACUAUGCUGAAGACUCUAAGCUAAUCGAGCUGGAUGAGUCCCAGAAAAGCGAGCACACUGUCUUUGUAAUGCCACUGGAACCUCCAGCAUCUGAUGGACUAGAGACAGCACGGAAAUAUGGCUACAAAUCCUUCCCAGUGCUUAAGAAGGAGCUUUUUGAAAGACCACAGGAAUUAAGAUUACCCACCAGACUUGCAGCUGGGACAAGCAUUCCCAGCAGUCCAGCCCUCAUGGCAAAGAGAACCAAACAGGAGAUAAAAACUGCCCAGAAAAUUGCAAAGAAAUAUUUCUCAACACCAGAACUCUGGGCCAAAUGCUUGUUUAGCCAUUGCUACAGUCUUUGGUUCAUUUGCUUGCCAACCUAUGUCAGAGUCUCCCAUUCCAAGGUCCGAGAACUGCAGCAAGCUUAUGAUGUUCUCAUCAAAAUGAGAAAUAUAAAGGUGAAUCCAUUGGAUGAGGUAUGUUACAGAGUUGUCAUGCAGUUGUGUGGACUCUUGGGACACCCAGUUCUUGCUGUUCGGGUGCUGUUUGAAAUGAGAAUUGCGGGUGUGCAACCGAAUGCCAUUACUUAUGGUUACUACAACAAAGCGGUUUUGGAGAGUACCUGGCCCAGCAGUAAUCGUAGUGGUUGCUUUUUGUGGACAAAAGUGCGGAAUGUCGUUCGUGGGGUGGCACAGUUGCGUCUGACACUGAAAAAAUCAAGGUCUCUCGGUCCCCAAGUGCCAUUGAUCUCAGGUGGAAGUGAUGUGGAUGCUGUGAGCCAUGGUAGCGUGGAUAGUUCUAAUGAUGCUAACAGUGGAGAGCAUGUACUGUUCGUCAGAGACCUAAUCAUUGAUAAUCACUGUAGUACAGGUGCUCAGUCUGACCAAGGAUACGGUUCUAAGGAUGAACUCAGACGUGACGACAUUGAUCUUCAUGGUGAAACGAAACCCUGUUUGGAAGGAGGCUCCUGGCAGGAGUCCUGUAAACAAGAUUUUUUUGUCGUAAUUCACCACGUGUUCUUGCUCGUGCCUCCUCUCAUGGGGCAGAGGGAGCAAAAUGUUGGCAGUAUCAGGGAAGAACUAAUGGUGAGCUCCGAAAUUAAAUCAAAUGCUUCGGAAAGACUCCAUACAAGCAGCAGCAUUGUUAAACUCUCCUGCACUUCUGUUGGCAGCAGAGAAAGUAAUGAUAAUUUAAAUAGCUUACUGCUUACUUCUACUGACAAGUAUGACGAUGCUGUGUGUGGCAAAGAUAGUGACUCCAAUGUGCGACAACGUAGGAAGAGCUCUGACAAGAGCCAACAGAGGCAAAAGGUUUGGGCGGAGAGAAGCUGCAGUUUCAGUGCUGAUACCCGGACGAACAUGUUGUUAAAGAAGGGAAGUCUUGAAAACGAUCCAAGUGAGAUAGCUGAGAUGAUGGGCGCUGAUGCCAGAAUACUGGCUGCUGCUCUGUCAAGUGUCAAAAUACAAUCUCCAAAAAACAAGACCUUUACAAACCUUGAGGACUUGGGAGAUCACUUUGUACCGUUUCAUGAAACUGAUGAUAAACACAUCGACAGUUCAGAGGUUAGUGAGUCACCUGAAAUGGAAACCCCAGAGCAGCCCCUUUAUCAUCAGGUUGGAGCUGGGACAGUGAAUGACAAUGAGGUGUUUACUGAUGUCGAUGGUAUUCAUACAAUGGAAGAAAGUGAAGAUGAAAACCCCAAGCAAAAGAGGACUAGCUUGUCUUCUGUAAAAGCUGUAGAAAGAGAAGGUGUUGAGAUUGGUUUUGACCCAUUGUCAUUGCUGGUCUCAGAGACUGAGAAGCCAUGUCCUUCAGAUGUUGAGAAGAUCGUACCACCAGUUGUAUCGCGAAACCUCGCUGAUGAGAUUGAAAUGUACAUGAACCUCAAGAGCCCUCUUGGUGACAAAUCAGCCAGCAUGGAGCUGCACAAGACUGAGCAUGAAGAGAAGCCUACAGUAGACGCUGUACUUUGCCAUUCACAGGAACGAAGGUCAAGUCUCCCUUCUAGCUCACUUCCACCAGAAGCUGCACAAACAACACCCGUAUCUGUAUCCAGAUCCAAAACUUUCGCUGGCCAGCCUAAAAUUCAAAAGCCUGUUGUUGCACAGAAAAUGCGUUCAGCUUCCUUAACUGCCUUGGUGAGGAACUCUCCACAUGGCUCCUUGGGAUCUAUGGUUACGACAAUAUCAGCAUUUAAGUUUGACAAUCUGCUCUCAGGACCCAAGAUGGAUGUACUUAAGUCUGGUAUGAAACAAGCGGUUAAUGUCGCCAAUAAGGUGUGGGGAGCCGUAGCAUCAGCAUAUUCCUACUCUGACGAUGAGGAAGAACAUCAACGUGAUCAACCUAGCUUCAAUUUUCCUCCAGGAAUUGAAGACUAUGGGCUUAGUCGCAGCCCAACUAAAAGGAUGGGUGUUCCUGGGACAAUGGCGGCAAAUGGCCUUACUCAAAGCAACACGAGCCUUGGCAGCAGCAACAGCAGUGAUACUGGCAAACAGCAGCUGGCUGGUGUUUCCCAUUCAUCUAGAGUAGGAAAUGAACCUGAAAAAUCAGAACAUGGAUCAUCUCACCGUGCUAGUACAUCAAGUAUCUUUCAGAAUUGUGCAAUGGAGGUUUUGAUGUCCAGCUGUUCUCAAUGUCGGGUCUGUGAAGCUUUGGUUUAUGAUGAGGAGAUUAUGGCUGGGUGGACCGCAGAUGAUUCAAAUCUGAACACCACUUGUCCAUUUUGUAAAAACACCUUCCUACCUGUUCUAAACAUUGAGUUUAAGGACCUGCGAGGGUCUGAAAGUUUCUUCUUGAAGUCUAGUGCAUCAGGAGACAGUUUGCAUACCAACAAUGUGACCGUGCCAGCAGAACAUGUGGAACAGAACACUGGGGAUGUCCCAACAGCAUUAGACCUAAUCAACUUGGCAGAUUCACCAAUUCCCACAGUAACCCAAGAGGAGACUUCGGAGGAUAAAAGCGCUUCAUCAAAGGAACCUCAGGAGUCGCUAGACAAAAUCAAUGCUAACGAUGAACCCCCUAAAUGGACGGCUGCUUUGAUUCGAAGUUACAGUACAGGUGGCCCACUGCAAAACCUGGAUGUGUCCCAGAGACCAACGCAUGGCAUCUCAACAACCAGCCUCCCGAAUAGCCUACAGGAAACUGCGGAUACUGUGGGGCUGGGAAAUCGACCUAAUCCCACGCCUGUGUCUGUACCAUAUCUGAGUCCUCUUGUGUUGCGUAAGGAGUUGGAGUCUUUACUGGAGAAUGAGGGAGACCAAGUGAUUCACAACUCUACGUUUAUCAACCAGCACCCAAUCAUUUUCUGGAAUCUUGUUUGGUACUUCAGGAGGCUCGAUCUGCCAAGCAACCUGCCUGAUCUCAUCCUGACUUCUGAGCAUUGCAAUAGAGGACUGCAGAUACCUCAGUCGAGUUUUCCCCAGGACAGUAAAUUGGUCUACAUACAGUUGCUUUGGGACAACACUAAUCUCCAUCAAGAGCCUGGUGAUCCCAUGUAUAUAUGCUGGAGAAACCGGAACAAAAACCUGGAAGGUGGAUUAGCUCCAGACAGUCAGGUAGAAAAGAGUCCCCUGCAUAGUAUUGUGAGAAGCAUCCAGACGAAUGAUGUUUUUGGUCCCAUAUGCCUACUCUUGAGGGAGAUCAGCAAACAUCCUGGAAAUAAGCAACAAAGGAGCAUGUACAGAGAGAUUCUUUUUCUUUCCCUGGUGGCCCUUGGGAAGGAGAAUAUUGAUAUAGAUGCUUUUGAUAGAGAGUACAAGACGGCUUACGAUCGCUUGACACAAGAGCAACUCAAGAUCACCCGUCCAAUCGACUUGCCUCCCAGCACCAGGACAGAGUGGUGCCGGAAGUCGUUUGACCCGCCCUUCAUCUAAUCCUAAAGAAUUGCAGAAACCUGGAAUAUAACCACUAUCCUUAAUUAUGUCUGAAGUAUGUAAUGUGAAUACUUUGAACUGGAUGUUUAGAAUUAAGAUGGAAGGUGUUUUUCCAUGAAUUGAAGUGAGUGAGACAAUAAGUGCUCAUUGAGACUUGGAUGAACAAUUUAUGGAGCAUUGUUGUCUCAUUAUAUUGAACAGUAUGUAUUAUACACAAGAAUAAUGAAAAAGUUUUAUUCAAUAUUACUUUGGAAGUCUUAAUUUGCAAACUGUACCUUCCUAACACUAAAAACUGUCUUAAGGCAAAUCUGCUGUUACUAAAAUAAAGUACCAGAUAUGGUAAUGCAGUGUUUGUACAAACAAUGGUUCCAACCAUUUUGUAUUUUAUAGCAGAGCGUCAAAGACUAGAUUUUAAGUUGUAAGUUGGUUUGCAUCCUGUGUAAAUUAACCUUUGAAGCUCUGCGAUUUAGGAUGAAAUAAUCAGCUUUACUGCAGUAGGUUUGCGGAUUGUUCUUGGUUAGUCAAGGUAUCCUGUUUGACAGUUUAGUUCCUACUGUGUCCGAGUACUGAGUUUACAAAGGCAUACUGUAAUUUUAAAAUGUUUAAUAGAUUUUCUGCAGUGGAAGCACUGUUAGUAAUUAUACUGAUGCCCUCACACAGAUGAAUGUUUGAAGCCUUGGUUGGGGAUUUAAGUCUGACGCACAAUAAUACGUGCACUGGGUAAUUGGUGGCAGUACAAAAUCCUGUUGAGACAAAAAUUCUAUUUUGAUAUCUGAUAUGGCAAAGAUGUGUAAUCUUGUAUUGAACCAACUUUACCAUAUUAAACUGUAAAAAUAAUGAAUUUUGUAUUUUAACACUUUUUCUAGAAAAGGCAGAUUGCACCUAUGAUCCAAAUCUUGUACAGUUACAUAUGUUUUAACAGCUAUUAGUGUGAUUGUCUAAAUGAAAUGUUUGUGAAUGUAUACAAAAUUACUUGUUCAAUAAAGAAUAGUAUUGUACAAA